CCAUUAUGCAGUUUGUGAUUCUCGCCGUGCUGGCCGCCAUGGCCAUCGCCGCCCCUCAGUAUGAUGCCCCUCAGAGCCCAAGUCGCUAUGGGACCUCAAGUGAAGAGAUCCCUAUUUUGAAGGACGAGCGACUCCAGGAGGAUGACGGAAGAUACAGCUUCGAUGUGGAGACUGGGAAUGGUAUCGUCCUGUCUCAAUCUGGCUCUCCACGAGGUCCUGAGGGUGCUGUGGUCAAGGCUGGAGAGUUCUCCUACACUGCUCCUGAUGGCUUACCUGUUCGUAUAAAGUUCGUCGCUGAUGAGAACGGUUACCAGCCUGAGUCUGACCUGCUGCCAGUGGCUCCUGAAUUCCCCCACCCAAUUCCUCAGUUCGUACUGGACCAGAUUGCCUUCGCUGCUGAAGAAGAUGCUGCCCGCGCACGCGGCAAAAUUUCCAGUCCCUCUGCCAGCUAUGGAGCUCCCCAGUAAUUUCUUAGGUAAAAAAGGACAAUACAACGCUCAA
Cherax quadricarinatus is the source of this 501-nucleotide messenger RNA. Its product is annotated as cuticle protein AMP1A. NCBI's taxonomy places the organism in Eukaryota, Metazoa, Arthropoda, Malacostraca, Decapoda, Parastacidae. The record is from RefSeq and is a predicted model, not a curated record. Gene Ontology annotation, cellular component: chitin-based extracellular matrix. Gene Ontology annotation, molecular function: structural constituent of chitin-based larval cuticle.